Molecule: messenger RNA, 1701 nt
Organism: Chaetomium strumarium
Lineage: Eukaryota; Fungi; Ascomycota; Sordariomycetes; Sordariales; Chaetomiaceae
Exons: 2
Coding region: 426-1505 (359 amino acids)
Source: RefSeq, a predicted model, not a curated record
CUCGGUCACUCGGUGCCUGAACCACCUAGCACUCGGACUCGGAUCCCCUGAGACCCUCCCCACCGCGAUCCAACCCACUCAGCCUCAACAGAAAAUGUCCAGAUAACUAAAAAAGGGUGCCCCCGGUCCCCAUCCGGCGCGAUGCCUCUGUCGGUCGCAGACGCCCGCAGCACCUCGUCGUUCCUUGUAGCCAAGUGCGGCAGCACGCUCUUCUGCAUCGGUCGGAGCGUUGUCCUCUGGGCCGCCGUCGUCGCUGCGCUAUUGCUGGCCGCCCUGCGGAAUCGCGUUUACACAUUCUUUGCGCCCCGUGCUGCGGAAGGGGACGAGAAGAAGAGCUGAGCUGAGCUGAGCUGAGCGGAGGCUUGUUGUCUACACACACUUCCAACCUGAUUGCGACUCGCUCGUCAGCAAAAGGAGCUGACGAGAUGGCUGUCGGCACGCUCGCCCUCUUCUACCCGGUGUUCCUGCCGAUGAGCGCCGCGGCGGUCGCGUACGCCGGCCACCGCGCGCUCUACGUCGACUGGCGCACCGUCCUGACGCACUUCCUGACCGGGCCCGGGCGCACAAGCCGGAUCCUGUUGGUGUUCUUCCUCGUGCUGAACUGGAAGAGUUUGCCCCUGGCAUGGACGGUCCGCGUCUUCCACUCCUUCAUCUACCACUUCCUGCGGCGGCCCAAGACGCUCCCGCCGCGCGCGCUCUUCCACUACAGCGUCACGUCGUCGCGCACCUCGCUGCUCGAGACCGACUACAACAUCCACAAGAGCAACUCGACCUACUUCGCCGACCUGGACGUCAGCCGCUCCCACCUGGCCGUCCACCUGCUGGGGCCGGGGAUGCACAUCAUCGGCGACAACGCGACGCACCAGCGCGUGCGCGACAAGCAAGGGAACCUGGUCCAGGGCAGCUUCGGCAUCGGGCUGGGCGCCGUGUUCUGCAGCUUCCGCAAGGAGAUCGCCCCGCUGCAGGGCUACGAGAUGUGGAGCCGCAUCCUGUCGUGGGACCGCAAGUGGGUGUACCUGGUGACGCACUUCGUGGUCAAGGGCAAGGUGCGACCGACGAGCUGGGACGGCCGGCGCAUGGGCCCCACGCGGAGCCGCGUGCUGCUGAAGAAGAAGAAGGAGGCGGACGGCAGUAGCAGCAUCACGGGGGGGGAGGAGGAGCUGCCGGUGGACGGCGAGGACUUUAGCAAGUAUGUCAUCGCCACGGCCGUCAGCAAGUAUGUCUUCAAGCUGGGGCGGUUUACGGUGCAUCCUGCGCUGGUCAUUGAAGCGGCUGGCUUGCUGCCCGAGAGGCCUGGCGACGGGUGGACGGGAGGGGAGACGGGCACGGGGACGCCGGAGGAUUUGGGUGACUUGGAUGAGGAGGGCGAGUGGGAUUGGAGGCGGGUCGAGGCUGAGCGGAGGAAGGGGAUGCAGUACGCGGAGCAUUUUGCUGCGUUGGACGGCACGAAUUCGCUGUUUGAUGGCGGGGAGGACGGCGCCAUUGGACGCUUUCCGUUGGGCUGAACAAGUGAACGGGCAACUGCGGUAUUUCGGGACUGGUUGAGAUAAGCCAGGUGUUGUAAUGUGGUAGAAAGCUAGAGUCGCGAGACGACGUUAAUCACUAGAAUAGAAAUGCUCUAGAUCUGUCUUUAGUUGGGAGAUAAACAAGAUCUGUCGACCUCUACCUCUUUUCGGGAAUGGCGCCAAAGGUAGAACAGCG